CAAGGAGAAACCCAGUGAAACCCACUCAUCAGAUACUUCUCCCAUCAACAAAAGCCAUGAAAGCCCGAGACUGUGUCUGUGAUCCACCUUUGGCUGAUAGCUACCAGGAACUGUCUUACAAGUCUACGCAAGCUGAGCUGCGCCAGCAUGAUCAAGACUGUGAAGUGAUUGCAGAAUGCGAGCUUCCGAUGAUUGACUUGAGGGGUCUGAGGAGCUGCAAUGAAGAGGAGAGGCAUGCGUGUGUGGAAGCCAUUGCUAAAGCGUCCACGGAGUGGGGUUUCUUCCAGGUGUUGAACCAUGGGAUCAGUCGGGAGCUCCUUGAAGAGAUGUGGAGGGAGCAAAUCAAGUUGUUUGCGUUGCCAUUCGAGAAGAAGGCACGUUCAAGGCUCCUCAAUGACUCUUACAGGUGGGGAACUCCGACAGCCACAUCUCUUCAUCAGUUCUCUUGGUCAGAAGCCUUCCAUGUUCCUCUUGUAAAGAUCUCAGAGAAGGGUAGUUGCUAUGGGGAAUUCAGUUCUCUGAGGGAUGCCAUGGAGAAGCUUGCUGCAGCAAUGUCUGAGCUCGCAACUACACUAGCUGGAGCGUUAGCAGAGAGUUUGGGCUACGACAGUCGGGGAUUCCCGGAGAGCUGCAACAAAAGCACAUGCUUUCUCCGCCUGAAUCAUUAUCCGCCAUGCCCUUUCUCCGCUGAGAUCUUUGGGUUGAUGCCUCACACUGACAGUGACUUCCUCACAAUCCUCUAUCAAGAUCAAGUUGGGGGACUGCAGCUGAUGAAGGAUUCCAAGUGGGUUGCUGUAAAACCAAAUCCGGAUGCGCUUAUUGUCAACAUUGGAGACCUUUUCCAGGCAUGGAGCAAUGAUGUCUACAAAAGCGUGGAGCACAAAGUUUUGAUCAACUCGAAGAGGGACAGGUAUUCCAUAGCUUACUUUCUGUGCCCAUCAUAUGAAUCCACCAUUGGGAGCUGCAAGAAACCCUCCAUCUACAAGGAUUUCACCUUCGGAGAGUAUAGGAAACAAGUGCAAGACGAUGUCAAGAUAACAGGACAGAAAAUAGGCCUUCCAAGGUUUCUCCUGCAGAAUAUUUCAUUAUAAUGAUUCCCCCAAAACCUACCAUUUUCUCCAUAUUUCUGUGAAUUUUUAUCAGUACAAGAGGAAGAGAAACGAGUAGCACUCAUAUGUGCAUUAUUGUUUUU
Molecule: messenger RNA, 1192 nt
Organism: Musa acuminata subsp. malaccensis (wild Malaysian banana)
Lineage: Eukaryota; Viridiplantae; Streptophyta; Magnoliopsida; Zingiberales; Musaceae
Product: gibberellin 2-beta-dioxygenase 6
Biological process (GO): gibberellin catabolic process
Molecular function (GO): gibberellin 2-beta-dioxygenase activity
Source: RefSeq, a predicted model, not a curated record